Messenger RNA from Rhincodon typus (whale shark), 833 nucleotides. RefSeq names its product pleckstrin homology domain-containing family A member 3-like. Gene Ontology annotation, cellular component: recycling endosome; trans-Golgi network; early endosome. Gene Ontology annotation, biological process: retrograde transport, endosome to Golgi; endosome organization; receptor recycling. The transcript is spliced from 5 exons. The record is from RefSeq and is a predicted model, not a curated record. The coding region runs from base 72 to 833 and encodes 253 amino acids. Lineage: Eukaryota; Metazoa; Chordata; Chondrichthyes; Orectolobiformes; Rhincodontidae.
GAAAUAUACAGAGGCAGAGAGUGUUGGCGUGGACAGGCCGGGCAUAAGACUCGGGUGGUUACCCUGCUGUCAUGGAAGGGGUACUGCACAAGUGGACCAAUUAUCUGAGUGGCUGGCAGCCGCGGUACUUUGUGCUGGAUGGUACUGUGUUGUCAUACUACGACUCGCAGGAAGAUGUUGGCAAAGGAAGUAAAGGGAGCAUCAAAAUGGCCGUGUGUGAGAUAAAAGUGCACACAGCAGACUUCACCCGGAUGGACUUGAUUAUUCCUGGAGAACAAUAUUUUUACCUCAAAGCAGUAAAUGCCGCAGAGCGACAGAAAUGGUUGGUCGCUCUUGGCAGUGCCAAAGCCUGCUUGGCAGACAGCAGGAGCAAGAAGGAACGAGAAAUCAGUGAAACUGAGGACACCUUGAAAUCCAAAAUGUCUGAGCUUCGACUUUAUUGUGAUUUGCUGAUGCAGCAGGUACAUAAGAUCCAGGAGUCUGCACAGCCGCUCCAGGCCAAUUCUACUCCUGAUGUUGAGGUAUUGUACCAGCGGCUUCUUUCAUUUCUAAUGGGAGCUCGCCUCUCGCACCCGGAGUGUCUUGGAAGAAAUUCAUUCUCUUCUUCAGGUGGUGGAGACAUCAAGGCUGUGACAUCCGCCGUGUCCAGCUCAAAUUCUGAGAUAUCUUCAACGCUUGACCGAGACGGAGAGCCCAUCGGACAAUCGGGAAGGCUGUCGUGGAGCCGGGCACGCUUGGUCCCGCCCCGUUUGCAGGUUUGCACCUUCCGUUUGGUCUAUGUGCUUGUUCAGGACCGUUGCACCUACCCGAAUGUUAUAUGUCACAGGACCUGA